This is a messenger RNA of Phytophthora sojae, 5838 nucleotides long. RefSeq lists its product as hypothetical. The transcript has 15 exons. The record is from RefSeq and is a predicted model, not a curated record. The coding region runs from base 1 to 5838 and encodes 1945 amino acids. NCBI's taxonomy places the organism in Eukaryota, Oomycota, Peronosporomycetes, Peronosporales, Peronosporaceae.
AUGGUGCCGCGACCCGGGAGUACUACUUCGAAUGACGGGCUAACGAUCCAAGAGGCAUCGGAGGCAGGUGCGCAGUCGGCUGGAAGGUCGCCGACCGCAAGAGAGCACAGUGAGAGACCUGUCGCGUCGUGGAGCUCUGAGGGAACCUUCACGACAGGCCACGGGGCCAGCGACGACCAGGAGGGCUACGUAGAACAGUUUGCCGUUCCCGAUGUGGCUCCCGAUGAGGGAGCCGCGAAGGGACGCGACGUAAGUCGCGGUCCUACUGGUCGGAAGCCUGCAAAGGCCGACGACCAACAACAACCCACCGCCAAGGCCGCCGCCAAGCGCAAGUCGCACAAGAGGAGGAAGAAGAAGAAGCUGCGCGCGCCGGACUCGGCGGAUGUGUCGCUGUCCAAGCCGCAAGGCAAGGAUGGUACACCGUCGAAGAGGUGCGACCCGAUCUUGGUCUUCCUCAAGCCCAUGCUGGUGAGCAACUUCACGGGCCCCUUCGUCGCGCCGGACUUCGAUAGUCUCACCAGCGUCGCCGACGCCGCGACGAUUCUCUUCCAGAUGCUGCGUGAUUCGGGAUUCGUGCUGGGAUCUUUCGAGAUGGAGAAGCUGUGCGACUGGGACGUCAAGUCCUGGUUGCGCGCGAUUCGCGUGGUGCAGGAGCCUUUGACGAUUCUCGCCGGAUCCGUCAAACAAGACGCGACGAGUUUCUCCGCGGGCCAAGACGCGCCGAGUUCCUCGAUGGGCUCAGCCCAGACCUCGACGACCACGCCCUCGCCGCCACCUCGAUACCAAUCGAGUGUGGACUUCAAUAGCAGCUUCGAGUCGCGCAAGCUCAAGUCUCCGGAGAAGCUCUGCGCGCCGGAUUCAGCGGAUGGACCGCCGGUCAAGGCGAGAGGCGAUGACACGGGGAAUCAGUUCACCGCGGCAGAGAUGAGGUAUAUGGUUGCUGGAGUGGAGCUGAUCCGGCUGCUGGAACACGAUCCGAUCCUGCGUUUCAUCAAGCCCAACGCGAUCAAGUUCACGGGUCCUUUCCGGGUGCCGGACUUUGACAUGCUCACGAUCGUCACGCGAGCCGCAGGGACACUCUUCGAGAUGUUGCACGAAUCAGGCUUCAGCUUGGGUAUCACCGAGAGGACGGGAGUGUAUGACUGGGACGUCGAGUCGUGGACACGUACGAUCCGCGGCGUCUUGGGACCGUUGACGGUCCUGGUCGGAUCCAUCCAACGCAAGGUGACUCCGCCUGGGACGCGCCCAAUCUCAACGCAGAUGAUAACUUCGUCCCAGGCUGAGUCGAGCGUGCAUUCCACGUCGAGGUCCAAACCCCGACGCGACGUAGAUGACGAACCCGCCGACUUGUUUGACGUGGACUUCGGGAUGCCGAAAACCACGGCCGCGACCUCAACCACGACUUCACCGGAACUGGACGAGGUUUUCAACCAUCUGAGUGAGCCGCCGCGCGCUAUGCCCCGUGAGGUCACGCCAGCGCGUAUCAAGGUUCUGCCGGAUCUGAAGGAAGCAAUUCCUAAGGCGCUGGAAGAGGCGAGUACGCGCUCUACGAUAACUCAGGCGUCGAAUACCCAUGUCUCUGCGGUUCAUGUCGAGCCAAGAAACUCGACGCAGAAAAUGUCGACGCGGGACGCGUCGAAGGAGAUGCGCCAGCAAGGACUUGGUAAUCAUGCCGUGAUGUCCGUCGCAGUGCCGGUUGCGACGACAUCCAGGCGACCGUUGGGCACGGCGCGGGCCUCUACUACUCCCGAGCAAUGGCGUUACGACGCACGAGUGCGGCCGGUCUCACUCGACACGCUUAAGCGACUCGACCCAGGGCAAACACUCGACGUCCGCCUGCGCUCCAGCCGAGAUGCACCGCGCCUGUGGGUCACGCGCAGCAAAACGUGGGUUACAACCAUGUUUAAGACUAAGAUCGAGCGACAAACAUACCUGCGGGUGACCAACGUCACAGACGAGACAAUAACGCUCGACGCAGGCACGAACGUGGGUUGGUGGACACCCUCCGAUGUGUUUCCGCCUGCGCCCCGCUUCGUGCUGGCGACUAAUCGACAGUACCAAGAUUGGCAAAACCUUGCGUAUGAAGUGACCUGCGACGAGGACAAGACCUGGCGUGACGACGAGCUCGUCUGGACCAUGUAUGGAUGGCCGACGUACGAAGAUCUGGAAUUCGACGCGCGCCGAACGGGGCUGACCCGUGCGCCAGCGGUGGAGACGUCGUCGGUGAGCAAGUUGCAGACGCGUGGCCACUCGACGCUGUCGCGCGUGGUGUUGAAGACACGGGUCGGCGUAGUAACGACGUGUGUACGGUCGGACCACGGGUCGCAGAUAAGCGACAAUGCGGGGCGCCCAGCUGAAGCGUCGCGAGUCGAACAACCCGUCGAAGGUGCGUCGGGCGACGAAGCGCGAGGCGCGCCAUCCAGCGGAAGGUCGCUGCAAUGCGACAGGGUGCGCCAGUCGAGCGAACGCGCGCAAGUUGCAAAAUCCAACAGGGACAAGUGCGACAGUGUGAGAUGUGAGGGAUGGAACGUCUCGGAACCGUCCCAGAAGCAGUCCCAGAAGUGCGACACCGUGAGACGGACCGAAUGUGACACCGUGCGUCAGUUGGGCGAAUGGUCGCCCAUGAGACGGACGGAAUGUGACACCGUGCGACAGUCGAGCGAAGGGUCGAGGGGACGCGACGACGUGAGACUGACCGAAUGUGACACUAUGCGACGGUCAGUAGCGAGGUCUCAGACCUGCGACGGUAUGCGACUUGGGGACAAAGCUGGAAAAUGGCGACUUUGGCGACAUUCCGCCCUCGAGCCCGUGAAGAACAAGCCGAAUGUGAACUUCGACGUGGUCGACGAGGGGCCUGACGGUGGCGGGACUGGAGGACCACCGGCGUCUGCACCAAAAGAGAGGCACCGCGCCAUAAACCUUGAUCGAUUGUCAACCCUGAGCAAGAUGCUGGUCCGAAUUGCGCGAUCUAUCGAAGUGGCGGGUACGCCGCGGCGGGGUGAGUGGUGCAAUUUCCUGUGGACAAGCCCGAAUGCCACGGCGCCACCUGGAGGAUUGCUGGCGAAGGUACCAGCUGUCACUCGACGGAUGUCCAGUGAACUCAAUAAGUCUGCGGUCCUGAAGAUGGCGGGCAAGGCGGGCGAUGAGCCACGCAGCUACACCGACUUCGAACCUGUGACGCACUACACGUACAACCGCGUUACGGCGUACGUCGAGGCGGGAACACGGGGCCCGACGCACUUGUUGGAUGCGUACGACGAGAUCAAGAAGACAGCGCGACGAAUAACUCGUCGCAGAUCCGGUGCGCGGAGACGAUGCACCGCCGAGAGGGCGAAGGACGGUGCCGACUCGGCGAAGACUCAGGUGGGGGUCAUCCAACCUACUACAGCGCAGAACGCGUCGAGCCCGAGCGCGACGAGGGUGCCAGACCCACGUUGCACGACGGACAGUCGCGCUGACGCGGGACGAGCGACGCCGGCGGAUCACUCGCGAGAAGACAUCCGACCCCGGACGUUAGAUCCAGAAACAGCGUCACCUGUCAACCUCGGAAACUGCGACGAGGCCAACCCUGUCGUCAACGUGCCGGAACGAGACCCGCCGACGCCGGAGAACAUGGAUUUGGGGCGCGGGACGGCAUACGUCCUCGUGGUGACGAUGCACUCGGCUUCUACACGCGCGACGAACCCCAGAGGCAGAGCUCCAGAGGGCAUGGCCCCGGGCAUUUUACGGGGCACGGUGCGCUGGACGAAGACGCUCCUUGCGUCGGAUCUGGUUGUGCAUUCAAGUUUUUGGCACCGCCGACUCGCGCGGCUGAACGCGCUAGAAGUCGACCAAGGUGUACACGUCGCAGAUCGGACUCGGGGCGGAGUCGCGACGACGGACACGGCUGAAGUCAAUUUGCCGAUACGGUAUUGCUUGGAUUGCGACAGCCCCGGUCUCCCCCACGAGCUUAAGCGCAUGUCCGACGCACUGGCAGGAUGCGAGCUACAACGUCAUGAGUGCAACGCGACGGGAAACUCGUCGCAGACCCGGUGCGCAGAGACGCUACACCACCGAGAGGAGAUCGUCAGGAAACCAGAUGCCACGAAACACGGUCAAUGUCGUGCGACGGACAGUCACGCUGAAGCGAGACGCGGGGCGAUGGGAAGUGCCCCCGACGCGGCGAGAGCGCAGGGGGGUGGCAUCCAGCCCGGUGCAGCGCGGAACGCGUCGAGACUGAGCGCGACGAGGAUGUCAGAAGUUCUACAUUGCGCGAUGGACAGUCACGCGGAGGCGAGACGCGGGGCGAUGGACAGUGGCCUCGACGCGGCUAGGACGCAGGCGGCCGGCAACGAGCCUGCUGCAACGAGGAACGCGUCGAGCCCGAUCAGGAGGCCUGUUGCAGUGUCGAAAUACGUGGAGGGUCCAACGAGCGUGUCGGACGCCGCGAGUGACUCGUCGCGCGACGGAACAGAGUCGACGCGCCGAGGGAUAUGCAUCCUUCAGAACUGCCGACUCGCGCAGGUGAACGUGCUAGUAGUCGGCCAAACCGGGGACGACGCAGAUCGGACCCGGGGCGACCUCAUGCUCAACGCUGUGCCGCGAGACACCCCGUGUGUGAGCACGUACGCUGUACGUCUUGAGACGGGCUGCACGCCUUGUCAAUUUUCGGUCAAGGACGUUUCCAAGUUGAGGCCUGUGCGCGCUAUGAUCAAUGGGACGACCCCGUCGAACGAGCCCGCCGACUGCCGCGACGAGAUGCCGCUAGAAGUGAGCCGGGAUACUAGCACUGUAAAGAGCGACGGCGUUGCAUCCGCGGUGUACGUCAAGGGCGAUAAUCGCUGUCGGAAAACUACCGCGCCAGUGCGCCGAGCCCAAGCGACGGACGCUACAGAUCGGACCGCGUGCGCAGAUGCGGCGCGUCAGCCUGACACCCGCUCUGGACGAGGAUCUUCCGAAGGGGAGAAGUCCUUGGAGCUGCAUGCCGGUCGGGCUUCCCGACAUGACUGCGCGCGCCGCGAGUCCGACGUGACCUGGAGAGGCUGUACCGACGAACUGGAUCUCAACUGCGGAAAGUGGCGGUGCGACUUCUCGCGACAGCACGCUGGUCGUUACCGUCUUGCGGCGAUUUCGCGCGAGGACGCGGAGAGCCUCGACUCUGGGAAUGGCCGGAGCGAGGGGUUGGAUGAGGAAAGUGUGGAGGACCAGCCUGUUGCUGAAGAUGAUAUGGCGGAGGGCCGUCUCAUAAAAGAUGUGAAGAAGUGGAAAGAAACGAAGGAAAAGAGCAAGGCCUACGUGUUGGAGUUACGGCUACAGCGACUACGAGCAACGACAACGGCGGCGCGCUUGGGCGUCGCUGCCCGAGGCCUCGGACUGGAACUGCGCUGUGACCUGGCGCGUUCGAUCGACAGCAGCAGCCGAGACGAAGGCGAAGACGAUGGAGUCGAGACCAAACUAGGAGGCCUGCACCCUGGAGGCGAGACAGGAGCAGCGGGAGCCGCCGCUCGGCUUGACUCCGCAGGUCACAGCGUUUAUCUCCACCGCGACGGAAGCUUCACGUCGACGAAUCAGGUCGUAGGUGUCAAUGUGCCCGCCUACGGACGUGACGGCACCGGCAAGACGUUCUGGAAGUCCAUCGCGCACGUGCUACGCCAUCUACCAACCUCGACGCGCUUCCCGAAGCACCCGUCCUCAAACCGCGUCAUGCUCGUCGCGGUCCUGGAUGGCCACGUCGUGCUCGUCCUCCAGCUCGAUUACGUGAGCGCUGGAACGGUGGACUUGAGCGCUCGCGGCAUCUCGCCGCUACCCCCACACGCGACGUAUUCCCAGCUGCGCGAGACGUGGCCUGAAACUCGCUGA